This is a messenger RNA of Ceratitis capitata (Mediterranean fruit fly), 3998 nucleotides long. RefSeq lists its product as uncharacterized. Gene Ontology annotation, molecular function: protein binding. The coding region runs from base 63 to 2753 and encodes 896 amino acids. NCBI's taxonomy places the organism in Eukaryota, Metazoa, Arthropoda, Insecta, Diptera, Tephritidae. The transcript has 3 exons. The record is from RefSeq and is a predicted model, not a curated record.
CCAAAUUUUAACCUACCUUAAAAAUAAAAAAUAAAAAAAAAAUAAAUUUAAUUAUUUGCACAAUGGCCACGGUCAAUGCGAAUCCCAUCAGCGCCAGUUGUCAUAGCAUCGCCUCGGCUGGCGGCCCGAGUGCUGGUAGUUUGGGUACGAUUGUUAUUGGCGGCGGCACGACACCGUGCCAACAGCGUUCGACAACUCACUAUGUCAACGGCACUGGCAGUUUGGGCCGUCUCAAGUAUCAUCAUAAGCACAAGAUUCUGGAUGCAAGCGAUGAGGAGCUCGAUUAUUCGCAGCUCUCACAAUCAACUCAUAUCAUGGGACGUGUAAGAUCUGAACGUUUUCUAGCAUCAAAACCCGAUGAAGAUCGUCGCAGAAGAACGAUUAUUAUUGAAAAAAAGAAUGACUCAUACGGUUUCACGCUGCAGAGCUAUGGCAUACAUUAUAAGAAGGAUCAGGAAGUGGAGAUGAUCACCUACGUCGACUAUGUUGAGUAUGAUGGGCCGGCUUAUAAGGCGGGUAUGCGCGAGGGCGAUGUAAUACUCUCCAUAAAUGGCAGCGAUAUGGAAAAGGCUGAUCAUAAGACAAUUGUUGACUUCAUCAAAAAUUGUGACACGCGCAUGCGUAUGGUGGUACUCUUUGAAGACUGUGUGCGAAAGGUCGAUCUGCACAUGCGCUACAUACAGUUGCAGAAUUUACUGCACAACAAAAUGAACGAACUGGAGCGUAUUUGUUUGCGAGAACGUGAACUGCUCGAAGGCAAAUGGAAAACACAUAGUUUGCCCGCGCGUAAAAAGGCUACCACCUCACCGACAGACGCUGAAAGCGGCGUCUCGCCAACCGAUGGCGAUGGUCAAAAUUUGCCCUACUACCGGCCAGCGCUCUCCACCGAAGAUGUGCCCAGCAUGGCGAGGCAUCAAACUCACCCGGCAAUUAUACCGCCUCCAGCGCAAUUUACGCUCACCUACCAUUAUUUGGAUCCGACAUAUCGCUAUGUAAUGAAGCCAUCUACUUCAAACAGCAGCGGUGAGUAUUUAGCCGGCUCUGCCAGCGGUACUGAGGGCAUACAGCGCAGCCCAAGCGAACAUCAUUUUAUUUUGCGUCAUACGGAAUCUUUGGACACGGCCACUGGUAUAGCAAGUCUUUCCCAUCGCAGCGCUUUAAGUCAGCAACGAAGCGGAGCUGCAAGCUCACAAACACCACCUGUACCGCCACCACGCACGUGUGAAAAACAUAAACCGCCAAAUAAACAGCACUCAGUGGAGCAACGGCAAUAUCAGCAACAACAGCAGCAACAUCAAGGGAAUACCGUUGUGAGCGCACAGAAAACCCACAAAUCCGCCAAACAUUGUUACGGCCAUUCGUGCAAUCCUUGUAUUGGUCACUUCCGCUGGAAGUCGGCUGAAAAGGCUGCAGCCACAGCGUCAACAGUUGGUGGCGUAGGUGCCGGUGGUAUGGCUGUAGUUGGUGGGAAUGGUGACAAUGUAAGUUUGGAUGCGUACGAUUUGGCUAGUCCGUGUUGUGAUGCUCAUUGUGUGCCCACCCGUCGUCGUACACGUCACAAAGAGCACACGCACAAGCAUAAGCAUCGUGAUCGUGAACGUGAUUCGAAAGAACGUCAGCCGAGACCAAAGUCGCAAUCGUCACACACAUCACCUGGCACCACGCGUCAUCACAUGCAUCACCAUCACCAUCAUACAACACAGGAUACGUUGCAACAUCAGCAACAACCGCAACCGCAACAGCAACCGCAGCUACACCAACAUCAGCAACAACAACAACCACAUCAUCACCACCAUCACAUUUCGCCACAGCAGCAGCCACAACAGACACACGGAGCCUGUGAUUCCCACAAUGGUAGCAUGCGUUCGCGUUAUUAUGACUUGACUACGGGUCUGAUGAGCCAUUGCAGUCUACACUCGUGCACUUCUAGCGAGUUUGCACCCGCCGAUUCUACUUCGUACACCACGUCGCUCAGUACAGACACCUUGUAUUGGGAUCCGAAGAGUGAGCAUUCGGCAUCACGUCAACACUCCACCAAAUCACACCAAUCCUACCAACAGCGUGCACAAUCACAUGAUCAACAAUCACAAUCUCAACAACAACAACAACAACAACAUCCACAACAACAACAACAACCACAAAAUCCGACCGCACAUGUGCAUGGCAUUUAUCAGCAACGUUAUCACAUUACCGCCACUCAAGUGCAACCCUCACAAAUUUAUCCACAAGUUGCAUACGUGCAAAAGCCAAAAUCUUGGGAUAACCUAACCCAGAAGGCAGUGGGCGCUUAUGGCUUUGGUUAUGGUUACCUCGACACGGUGACCGUGAAGCCGACAGUGAAGCUGCAAAUCGCCCAACAACGUCACUCCAUACCACGUAAAAACCCCUACGGUCGCUACUCCACCUAUACGGAUGUGGAGAAUUAUGCUCCGCCACCAUCACAGUUCGUAGAAGAACUCAUUACAACAACAACUACCACAAAGAUUAUGGCUAAAUCAACGGAAGAAUUAAUAGCGGCGCCCAUUCCGCAAACGGCUUGUGAUUGUAUGACCAAACAGCAGCAGCAAGCGCUCAAAGCGGCACAAUAUCAACUCAAUCAGGCAGCGAAGGUGUCGCACCACAACAAUUGCCAAAUGGGUUACUAUUCACACUUGCCGCGACCAACAUUGGAUGCGGGCACUUCGACAGUGCAGACGACGACAGCAGGCGUUUCGGGUGAUGUGGCCACGGUAUCGGAAUUGACACGUUUGUAGGCAACGCUUGUUUAGGCCAAUAAAUUGGAAAAGCGAAAAUUGGUCUAAAUGUAAAUGGAAAACGUUAAAAAGAUACGAAAGAAAGGUGGUUGAGGAUAUCAAGGCAAUGCCAACAUACAAGGAUAUUCAAUAUUGUGGCUACUGAACACGUAGAGAUCAUUCAAACUUUCAUAGUAAACCAAAUAACCGUAAUGGAAAGUCAUUUAGAACCACGUUUAGAUUGAGAAACAUGUGCGGUGCUUAUGAAUGAAUUCAUUAUUUAUAAUCUGAAACCACAAGGCACUUCCUCUGCCAAUGAUCCGCACCUUGGAGAAAUCUCUAAGGGCGGUAAUCUUACGACGAUUACUGAGUUUUGCAAACUCUACACAAUGAUUUGAUUAGCGGGUGGGGCUCAUAAGGUUUCUCAGUGGUAUCAGUAUUGGCCCGUUUGGUGGCCUAAGUGAGCUGAUGCCCGGCAAUCACUUCAACCAACCAACCAACCAAGCAUAUAUGGAGUUUGAACACCGAACUUAUUAAAUUUACAGGGUGGAAAGAUGUUUUUCCGCAAUAGUCAAAUAAAUAGCAGUGUGUGUUGCUAUGAGAAGGGUCAAGAACUCGAACUCUGGUCUCACAAGCAUUCAUAUUUCAAAUUGCGUUCGAUCCUUGGCACCCCUCCGAGUGUAUGUCUGAGAUCAAAUAAAAAGGUUCUCACAAAAUAAAAUAUGAAAAACUUCGUAAAGCAACAGUGGAACUAUGGAAUGAGGUACCCACUUUCAUGGACUUGUUUAGGAAUCAUGAGCAGAUCAAAAGGUUAUGUCUGCUCUAUAAUGCUCCAAUUUUUAACGGCACUGCAUUUUUAAGCAAUUGACAUACUCUUGUGGAAAAAUUUUUUAUUUUCUAAUCGGUUUCAGCGUCCAUUAAAUAGUAUGGAACAAACUGGUAAAGGGUCUGGGCAUAUUGACUGAGAUCUUGAAAAAUAUAUCUAUGACAUAAUACAGAUGCAAAUAUGUAUUACCAGAGCCUAAACUUUUGUUCGAACUUUUUUGAGCAGACGAUGAGCAACAAUUGCUCGAACCCUUGUUCAUGGCAUUUUGAGCGAGCGAAAACUUUCGGCUUUACUCUCAGAACUUUUUUCAAUAAUUUUAAAUUUAUUUAUGUAAAGUUGAAAACUCAUGAAAAUACUAAGGAAAUUUUUGGAAACCAACUUGAAAAUUGAAAAAGUUGAGCAACGAACGAACAAGUGUUGCGCAAGUAUCGAGUUGCUGG